Messenger RNA from Frieseomelitta varia, 1834 nucleotides. RefSeq names its product arginine/serine-rich coiled-coil protein 2. The record is from RefSeq and is a predicted model, not a curated record. Lineage: Eukaryota; Metazoa; Arthropoda; Insecta; Hymenoptera; Apidae. The transcript has 5 exons. Bases 150 to 1385 code for a protein of 411 amino acids.
CUAUGAAAGCACAAAUACACGCUAGUUAAACAUUCUCUCUUGGCCAAUGGCGUUUCUGCGCAAGGCAGCCUAGGAUCGACGCGCCGCGUUAGUCGUAACGUCGUAACUGUAACAAUUUCGGACAGUUUGUUCCCCGUUUUCACGCUAUCAUGGAUUCGUUAGCGAAUUACGCUAGUGACGGAGAUAAUAGUAACAAUUCGGAAGAUCCAAAGAUACCAUAUGGGAUGCAUGGCGAUACCAGUAAACGGGCCAGUGAUGCUAAUUAUGAUCCAGUACAAAUGGAUAUGAGUGAGGAAAGCAACAACAACAAUUCAUCCAGGGAAUCCAGUAGUGAAAGGGCACAUAGUCCAACUGCACAAUCAAAAGCAGACUCAUCCCGAAUAUUACCUUCCCCCUCAGACCAGAGGCGAUCUGAUCAUGAGAAUCAUACAGCAAACUCAAAAGACGAGCACAAACGAGGAGAUAGAUCUGACCGUAGUAGACACACAAACGAUAAGGGACGCCGACCGUCGUAUGAUGAUAGAAGGCAGCGAGAAAGCAGUCACAGGGACAGAGAUAUAAAGAGGAGUCGCGACGAUGACAGAAAAUCUCGUGACGAUGAUAAAAAGAAGGAGAAGAGUUCUUUGGGAUCGAGUAGGGACGAGAAAAAUGACGACAAGGAGAAGAGUGACAAAGAUCAUCACUACCGCGAUGAUCGAAGGGAUCGAAACCGUGAUAGAAACGAUAGAGAUAGACGCAGGGAUAGGGAUAGAGAUCGAGAUCGUCGGCAUUCUAGAGACGAUAGAUCGAAGGACCGGUAUCGGGACGAUCGAUCCAAUUAUCACAAAGAAAAAGAUCGCGCAAGAUCUAGAUCUAGAUCAAGAGACCGAGCUCCGCCGCUUUUUAGAACGAUGAGCUACAGAGAGGAGAAGGGCAGAAACAAAUUAGCUCAAUUGGAGAAGUUAGGAAUCGAACUUAAAGCACCAGAAGGUGACACUGUUACACCCGGUGUUCAAAACGAACAGAAUUAUUAUAAUCCUUUGGCCACGGCGACGCAAGGAAAAUACGCAGAGCAAAUACAGAAGAGGAAACUGUUAUGGGCAAAUAAGUCGAAGCAAGACGAAGGCAAAACGUCUACAGCAGCUUCCACUGCAAACACUUGGGUGGGAACGACGUUUACGCAUGAUCAAGAUGGAAAAGUAACAGCAAAGUUUAAACGAUUAAUGGGCAUUAAAGAUGAUUUACCAACUACUCCGACAGUAGGUGCUAAACCAGAUAUAUUGAAGAAGCAAGAAGAGAUGUUUAAUAAUAUGGAACAACAGUACGAGGUAGCACGCGCUACUACACACACACAACGUGGUGUUGGACUUGGUUAUGCCAGUGGUGGUUAUCAAUUUCCCCGAUAAAAUGGGGUGAAACCUUUUGAACAAUGAGUUUAGGAUUAAUGACGCCCAAAGGUGCAACUGGAUUCUUUUUCUGUUGAUAUGUAUAAUCUCGUCAGGUCGAUUAUGAAGCAGAGUUAUUAUUUUGAGGUCGUUAUAAAUAGAAACUAUAGAAAGUUACUACAAAAAUAAUAAUGCUUAUAUAUAAUAAAAGAUACGAAAGAUACUGUUAUAGUUGUACAAUUAUAUUGUAAACAUUGAAAGAAAAGAAAUAAAUUUGUUAAAAAUUUGGGAGAAGAGCUCUGUACUCUCGGCUUGACGAUGAUUAUUUUUCAUUAUCUGUUCGCGGAAAUGAAAGGUGAAGCAGACGAUCUUUUUAUGCUACGAAUGUGCUUGCAACACCAAUUUAUAUGAUAAUUUCACAUUGUAUCUAUAUAUUAUGUACAAAUACAUAAGAGGUUCAUUGACACAGA